Messenger RNA from Grosmannia clavigera kw1407, 1377 nucleotides. RefSeq names its product zip family metal cation transporter. Gene Ontology annotation, molecular function: zinc ion transmembrane transporter activity. Gene Ontology annotation, cellular component: membrane. The transcript has 2 exons. Gene Ontology annotation, biological process: intracellular zinc ion homeostasis; zinc ion transmembrane transport. Bases 1 to 1377 code for a protein of 458 amino acids. NCBI's taxonomy places the organism in Eukaryota, Fungi, Ascomycota, Sordariomycetes, Ophiostomatales, Ophiostomataceae. The record is from RefSeq and is a predicted model, not a curated record.
AUGGUCCCAUUCGCUCUCGGACGGCGCGGCCGGCCCUUGAUGGCCCUGGCCCUGGCCCUCGGCGUGCUUGUGGCCUCCAGCGGAAUCGUGACCGUCUCGGCGGAGGUGGCAACAUCCCAGGUGGCGGCUGGGUCGGCGACCGUGUCGAACGUGGCACGGCUGCCGCCGCUGGGCUCGCUCGAGCUCAACGAGAAGUUGCGGGCCGAAUGCGGGGUGGUGCGGGCGCUGGGCGAGCAGAAGCGGCAGCUGCUGCUGCAGGGUGGCGACGAGGAUGGCGAGGAGACGUCGUCGACCAAGUCGCGCCUCUUCUCGUUGUUGUUUCCGGGCAGUCCGGCUGUGAACGCACUUCUGGCGACGCUCUACAUCUCGGGACCGCCCAACUUUCUGCUGGCGCUCUGUCCGACCGACAUCGACCCAAGCUCGCUCUCGGUCAUGGUGGCCUUUGCUGUUGGCGGCCUUCUCGGCGACACGCUCUUCCACCUGCUGCCCGAGAUCUUUGUGGGCGAGGACGACGAGCGGGCUGAUCGCGCUCGGCUCGUGCUGGUCGAGCCCAACCGCAACCUGCUCCUUGGCGUCGCCAUCAUGGUCGGCUUCAUGACCUUUGUCGCCAUGGACAAGGGCCUGCGCAUCGCCACUGGCGGCGGCGGUGGUCACGAGCACGGCCACAGCCACAGUCACAAUGUCCCAGCCUCGGCCGUGACCUCGUCGGCCGACACGACGUCUGCAUCGGUCACGUCCCGCAAGAAGAGCUCCGGCAAGAAGGACGACAAGGCUGCUGUCGUCGCUGUCGAGUCGACGCAUGAAGCCAGCGCCAGCAUCAAGCUUUCCGGCUACCUGAACAUGGUCGCCGACUUUACACACAACAUCACCGACGGUCUGGCCAUGUCGGCCUCCUUCUAUGCGUCGCCGACGAUCGGUGCAACCACUACGGUGGCCGUGUUCUUCCAUGAGAUCCCCCACGAGGUCGGCGAUUUUGCCCUGCUGGUGCAGUCUGGCUUCUCGAAGCGAGCAGCCCUGGGCGCCCAGUUCAUCACGGCUCUCGGCGCGCUGCUGGGCACGGUCAUCGGUAUCCUAGUGCAGGAGCUUGGCGGCAGCACCAGCGGCAGCACCAUGACAAACUCGGCCGCUGCUCCCUGGUCGGCCAGCGCUGGCCGAGGCGGCCUCAUGGGCACCAGUCUGACGUGGGGGGACCUGCUGCUGCCUUUCACGGCGGGCACGUUUCUCUACGUCGGCACGGUGGCCGUCAUCCCGGAGCUGCUCGAGACGGACCUGGAGAAGAAGGGCAGCAGCAAGCUGGGCGAGCUGCGCAAGACGCUGGUGCAGUUUGGCGCCAUUGCUGCCGGCGCUGGCAUCAUGCUCUACAUUUCGUGGCAGUAG